AUGGCAGCGCGAGCAACGGUGGGUUCCCAAACGUGGCUUUGGUCCUUACGAAAAUCCGACGUGAUUGAGGAAUUGAAGAAGUACAACGUGUCAGUCGAAUCAAGGGCGACAUUAUCGGAGUUACGGAUCUUACUGAGAGCCCAGCUAAAUAAAUCCAAGAUCGCGAACGCGGGACGAGAGGGAAUAUACGACCAACUGUUGAGUGAUCUCGAUCGGUCCGAGAUAGAAUUAGAUGAUACUGAGGAAGGGAUCGAGUCAGAGGAGGAACAACGGUCGCUAGACGAUAAUCAGUCUCAAGGGGACGCUCAAGCAAAAGCAACCCGCGAACAAGAAGCUAGAGAAGCUGAGUUACGUCGGCAAGUCGAGGGCGAAGUUCGGGCGGAGAUGGAAAAACAGGAAAGAGAGAGGUUGGAGUGCGAAGAGCGAGAAAGGCGCCGAGUUGAACGCGAAAAACGUGAACUCGAGGAAUUAAGAGCACGGGAACAAGAGGUACGAGAGAGAGAAGCACGCGAGCAAAGAGAAAGAGAGGAACUUGAGGCCCGAGAACGAGAGAUGAGAGUACGGGAAGAGCAGGAAAGACGUGGACGUGAGGAACGCGCUGAGAGAGAAAGAAUGAUGCGUGAAACACGCGAGCGGGAAGAACAAGAACUACGAGAAAGACUAAGACGUGAGAUUAGGGAACAAGUAAGGCAAGAGAUAGACGCAAGAAGGGUACAGGAGGUACGAGAGAGACCGGCACCAGAUCAAGAAGAACAGGAAAGACGGGAGCGAGAACUGCGAGUAGAGCGAGAAAGACGCGAGCGCGAGCAAAGGGAACGAGAGGACCGUGAGAUACGAGAACGCUUGAGACGAGAAAUCACAGAACAAAUUCGACGGGAAAUAGAAUUAGAAAGACAAGCCAAUCAGGCAGCAUUGAAUCCGGGCCCGAUUUAUCCAGCGGCAGUGCCAAGAGAGACCGACGAAUUCCGAUCGAGAGACGUGGUACGCAAGUGGGGCGUUACCUUCAACGGCGAGCGCGAUGUUUUAGAUUUCAUCGAGCGUAUCGACGAGUUGACUGAAAGUUACGGGUUCCAGAAGGACAAACUAGUCCACUGCAUUCCCAUGCUUCUCCGCGAUAAAGCCAUACACUGGUAUCGAAACAAUAAGAGGGACUGGAUAUCGUGGGAAGACUUUACAUCGGAUUUAAAAUCUUUCUUCUUAUCCCCGGGCCGGGAGAUCGAACUCGAAGAACAAAUUCGGAACCGGGUGCAGAGAGAGACGGAGAUAGCAAAAGAGUAUGCGACAAGCUUGCAGACCGUGAUGCGUCGACACGGUCAGAUGACUUCCCAGGCCAAGUUAGCGCGAUUGUACCAAAAUUUAAGACCUGAAUACCGUCGGUAUAUCAAGCGAACCGAGUUCACCAACGUUCCAGAACUGUUGCAACUGGCAGGCGAGUUCGAGCAGCUCGUGGCUCAAGAAAGCGGGCAAUCACCGUCGAGUAGCAAGCCAGCAGCGGGGAAGACUAACACCGGAAAGCCGGCUACAGGAAAAACUACGAAACCAGGCGCGGCGUUAGAAAUUUUUGAGUACGAUUGGAGAGAACAUUGUUGGCGCUGUCGGCAGAAAGGCCACCGACAACCCCAAUGCACGAACCCACGAGUGAAAUUUUGCUCGCGGUGCGGUAAAAUGGGCACGUGGACCCGUGAUUGCUGCCCGUGGCAGGGAAACGCCGCGAGGGUCGACACCAGCUCCCAGAGUCGACCCGGGGACCGUCAAGACUUACGAACAUCGGGAGCCGAGACUCAGACAAACAAGAGGGGCAACACCGUGACGACGGCUGCGUCGGAGCCCGGCAGCAGUACAACCCCUCGACAGUAA
This is a messenger RNA of Microplitis mediator, 1857 nucleotides long. RefSeq names its product trichohyalin-like. Bases 1 to 1857 code for a protein of 618 amino acids. The transcript has a single exon. Gene Ontology annotation, molecular function: zinc ion binding; nucleic acid binding. Lineage: Eukaryota; Metazoa; Arthropoda; Insecta; Hymenoptera; Braconidae. The record is from RefSeq and is a predicted model, not a curated record.